ACCAUCCGACCGUGUAUUUCCCCUACUAUCAAGGAGGUCCCUAAAGAUUGGUGCAAGGCGCUGGCCUCUUUGUCGCGAAGUAACGGCGAGAUAUUCACUAUUGACGGAGCCAUCAGUAGUUGCGCCGCUCAGCGGCGACUCGCACUUCGUGAUGGCCUUGAGUCCACCGCUUCUUCUAGUAUUUCUCACGGACCACAUCCCGAAUGCUGCGGGUCUUGCGGAAAGGUGUUCCGCGAUUCUAGGAGACAAAAUUCGGCGGCGGUUAAAGACGGAUUUAACGUUCCCGGCGAGGACCUGUCGGGGACUCUUCCGAGCUUAAUCUCCCCUAGCGACGGCGAUACGGCUACUGGUCCACGUGUCCAUCAGAUUCCGCCGUUUUCUCCUGCCUCGCUGGACGCGCUGCGGGACUCACAUCCCACGAACCGAUCCGAACCGACGGCCACCGAAGCCGCGGGUGACGGAAACCCAGGAGCCGAAGCGGGGUCGCAACUGCCUCUGGAGCAGCUUUCGACUAGGAGGCUCCGGAGCUCGCUGGGAAAGAACAGCUUGAAUGGCCCCACCGGGCCGAAACGGCCUUGUCCGCCGAAGUUUCCAGCGGGUUUGGACGAUAGGCCUGCACGGAAACCAGAAGCGCAAGGUUGGGUUUCUGCGUCGAUUAAUUUCCAGUGGUAUCCGGACUAUUCGGAGAAGGAAGGGCAAGGGCUCGUGGUCGCGACAAUAUCGAGGAGUUCCCCCCGGGAUGAGGAGAUGAAGCAUCUCUUCAAGCUGCUUCUUCAGCUCGUUCGGUGCGCCUGUGCCCUUGACUCUGAGCCGAACGACCCCCCAAAACCCUCACCCACCUCGGAGAGCCAGCAGCAGCAGCAGCAGCAAGAGAAGGACUUCAGCCUGACGGGUUUAAUCCCCGAGCACUUGAGCUCGGACCUCUGCGGGAAGCACCACAGUCUGUUUCGUGGUUCUGGGUUAGAGGAAGUGGUGGAUUCCGGUUUAAAUGUCCUGAACCAUCUGGAGAAUCGCGGAUUGUCAUCUGGACACGUGGAUAAGCUCCACGUGGACAGUGCUGACGUGGACGAGAAACGGCUGGACAAGCCUGGCGAGAGCUCGUCAAAGGACACGGUGCAUUCAAAGAAAGCCAAUCCUGCUGGUUCUGGCGCCGCUGGUACUGGCGCUACUGGUUCUGUUCCUGGUUCUGGUGCUGGUUCUGGUCCUGGUUCUGGCGCAACGUUCGGCACAGCAGGGAAUGUAGCCGCCUCAACUCGCGAGCCUCCCAAGCCCGUCCACGAGCACGUGGUGGAGUGGUCGUUCCGAGCUGCGAGCCUGCUUCUAACGAAGUACAAGGAGCUCGGGCUGUUCAAGAAGAUUGUCCAGAAAUCAGCGGACCCGGUAAUGAUCUACAACAUGGACCACAUACUUCUCGAGUGCAACGGAUCAGCCCUUACCAUCCUCAAGUACCCCUCCAAGGCCACGCUCUCGCACGCCAUGGCCACUCCCGGCUACGCCACCCCGCUCUCGCCCCUCCGCCAACCCGACGGGCAGCUCUCCGAAAAACUCGCUCUGAGUAUCGGGAAACGGACGGUGGAGGAGGGGCAAGCGGUGGUUAACUGGGUGCAUCUGGCACGUGACGGGACGGAGGUGCCGGUGCGGAUCCACGUGCAGUGCGUGGGCGUGGCUGGGGAGAAGUUCUUCGUGGCGAACUGGCACGAUCUGACAGAGAUUAAGCGGCAGGAGGAGGUGCUGCGGAAGGCCAAGGAGGCGGCGGAGGCGGCGAGCGAGGCGAAGAGCCUGUUCUUGGCUAACAUGAGCCACGAGAUCCGCACGCCCAUGAACGGCGUGUUGGGGGUGGCGGAUCUGCUCCUGCGGACGCCACUAACAGUGGAGCAGCGGUCCUACCUCGAGAUCAUCAGGUCGUCAGGGGACAAUCUGCUGCGGAUCAUAUCUGAUGUGUUGGAUCUCUCCAAGAUCGAAUCGCAAUCUCUGGGUCUGGAGAGCGUCGCCUUUUGUCUCGAGACGUGCAUCAACGAGGCCACGGCGCUUCUGUGUGUCGCUGCUUCCGAGAAAGGGCUGCUGCUCGAGAGCCGUCUGGCUCCGGACGUGCCUCGCUACGUGAGGGGAGACCCCGGGAGACUGAGGCAAAUAAUUCUCAACCUCGUAUCGAAUUCCAUCAAGUUUACCCAGAGUGGCGGUAUUCAGAUCGUGAUUCGCCGAGCCACAGCGGAAGAAGUCACCUGCGUGCGCAAGUCCAGAGCUGCUGCCGCCACUGCAGCCGUAGGUGUAGCAGACGCAGGAACAGGAGCAGCCGGAGGGGGGGGAGGAACAGCAGCGGGAACAACAGGGGCAGGGGGGGCAGGGGGGUCAGGUGCAGUAGCGGCAGCAGGGGCAGCAGGGGCAGCAGGGGCAGCAGGGGCAGCAGGGGCAGCAGCGGGAGCAAGUGCAGGAGGAAUAGCAACAAAUCAAAGUACCCCUGCUGCUGCUGCUGCUGCUGCUGAUAAUGUUGUGGCAGGGGCAGCAGCAGGAGUGACACAAGGAGCAGAAGCAGAAGCAGGAAAGCCUGAGGUGGGAAAGCCCCCCCCUGUGGUGAGAGCUGGUAGUUGUAGGGGGGCUGAUCUGAGGGGACUGGAUGAGCCUAACGCGAAACGCAGGCGCGUGGAUGGCGCAGUGGGGGAGGGGGGGAGAGGGGAAGGCGCAGCAGGGGAGGGGGAAAGGGGGAACAGAAAGGCGGGGCUUGCAGGGGGUACUGGUGUUGGAAGGGAGUGCUCGGGUCAGGGAAAUGAGGGUGGGAGAGAGGAGGGAAGAAGAGAGGAAGGGAGUGGAGAGGAGCAGAGAGGAGGGGCGGGGAGGGGAGAGGAGAGGCGGCGGAAGGGAAGAGGGGAGGAGGCGGAGGGGGACUCAGAAGACGUAGAAAUUCGGGAGAGUGAGGGAGGGGAGGAGAAGGGAAGAGGCGUGGGUGAGAGGAGAGCAGAAGAAACGGACGGGGAAUGUGCCAGGAGUGGAGGAGAGCCAACGCCCUCUAAAGGAGAUGUUAAAGAAGGGGAGGGUGGGAUGCGGGAGGGUGGGAAAAGAGAGAGUUACGGAAGGGAUGGACUGGCGAGGUUGGAGCAAGUGGAGGAGGAGGAAGAGGAGAAGGAGGAGGAGGAGGAGGAGGAGGAGGGAGAGAAAGGGGAGGAGGGAGGGAAGGAAGGGGAGGGGGAGAAGGGGGAGGAGAGUGUGUGGAUAACGUUCUGUGUGGUGGACACCGGCAUGGGGAUCAGCAAGGAGGCGUGCUCAAGGCUGUUCCGCGCAUUCAUGCAGGGUGACGCCUCUACUUCUCGCCGGUACGGUGGCACCGGUCUGGGCCUAGCCAUAUCCAAGUCGCUGGUGAACCUCAUGGGGGGCGACAUCCACGUGAGCAGCCGCGUGGGGGCGGGGUCGACCUUCGCCUUCACCAUACAGCUCCCCGUGUCGACCGCGCAGCUCUGUGCGCUCGCGGGCAACAGCGGGCUCAUGGCCAGAGAUGAUUCCCUCGCAGGGUCCUCUGCCGACGCGUCAGGAGCAGCCACAUGGGGCGGAGGAGGAGGCAGGUCCCGCAGCGGCAACGCCGGCACCGCUGCCGCCGCCGCAGCUGCUGCUCCUGGCGGUGGGCUCUCCACCGGGCCUGGGGAGGGGGGUCUAGGGGGGGGGGCGAGUGAGGAGGAGAGGAAGAGGAGGAGGAAGGAGCUAGCUUGUUUGAUAGCAGAGGAUAAUAAGGUGAACCAGAUGGUGGUGGUGCGCAUGCUCAAGGGGCUUGGGGUGAUGUCGGACGUGGCGUCCAACGGGGAGGAGGCGCUGCGGGCGUGCGAGAAAAAGGACUAUGACGUGGUGUUCAUGGACUGCCACAUGCCUGUAAUGGACGGCUUUAUUGCCACGCAGAAGAUCCGAGAGCUUCCCAGUAUCUGGGAAAACGCCACAGAUGCUGCUCCAGGUGCUGCUACAAAUGCUGCUACAAAUGCUGCUACAAACGCGGCUACAAACGCUGCUACAGGCACUGCUACGAAUUCUGCUGAUACAGGAUUCGCUACAAAUGCCGCAAGAGGUGUCGCUCCAGCAAUCAACGCGAGAUUACCGCGUGCUUCAGGGGCAGCCAGCAGUGGUCCGGCUGCUGCUACAGAUGCUGCUACAGCCGUAGCUACAGGCAUGAAUGAAGGGAGGUCUAAUGCUGGUUGUUGCAGAGAGGGGGAUGGGGAGGGGGGUGGAAAGGAGCCGGAGGGGAGGCGGAAGGGGGGUGGCGUGAAGCGGAAGCGGCCCUACAUUGUGGCCCUCACUGCAAGUGCUCUCAUGCACGAACGGCUGAGAUGCACCGAGGUGGGCAUGGACCACUUUCUGACCAAGCCUGUGCGGUCGAGUGAGCUGGACGGUCUGCUGCAGCAGGUGGAGCGGAGGAAAGUGAUGCUGGAGCAGAGAGAGGAGGAGGAGAGGAGGGCGGAGGAGGAGAGGAGGGGAAUGGAGGGACGGGAGGAGAGGAAGGACGAGGCGGACCCUUGACUCCACUCUACCAUGCUCCUCUUUUUUUCCGGGGCACAAGUGGGAAUGUGGCAGUAGCUUUUUCAAGCCCAUGCUCGGCCAAGUGAGCUGGACGGUCGGCUCCAGCAGGUGGGCAUGGACCACGUUCUGACCAAGCCCAUGCUCGGCUGAGUGAGCUGGCCGGUGCCCUUCAGCAGGUGGGGCGGAGGAAAGUGAUCCUGGAGCAGAGAGAGGAGGAGGAGAGGAGGGAAGUGGAGGGAAGGGAGGAGAGGAAGGGCGAGGGGGGUGUUUGAGACAAGUUUGACGCCCUCUGGUUGUUUUCAGUCAAUGCACAAGGGGAAGUGCGCCACUAUUUCUUCAAGCUGAUUUGGCUUCAAUCAGUGAGCUGGACGGUCUGCUCCAGCAGGUGGAUCAGAGGACAGUGAUGCUGGAGCAGAGAGAGGAGGAGGGGAGGGUGGAGGAGAGGAGGGUGGAGGAGGAGAGGAGGGCAGAGGGGGUUGUUUGAGUUGACUCACAUUCUUUUCUUCGCUUAGGAGGCCCCGCUGCGACAGUUGUGGCAAUGAUAUGCCUGGAACAGAGAGAGGAUGAAGGGCCGGAAGGAGAGGAGGGAGGAGGAAGGAAGGCAACAGGGAGGGAGAAACGGUGUUAAACAAAAUCAACAGCAAUGGGCACUGCACAGUGGCAGCAGGAGCAGAAGAAACGGCUCAGGGGCAGCAGCAAUUGCUCAGCGACUCAACGUGGUGUUCUAUAUGCAACACUGCAAUUCCUAUUUUCUACUCAGAAAUUCUAGUGACUAGCUCCUGGUCUAGGAUUUUUUUUUAUUUUUAUUUUUCCUUUUUUUUCCCGAAUGCUCCAACAAGCCCCCUCCAAUGUGCAAUCAAAUGGUGUACAUUGACAACUAACACUUGUAUGCGUGGUUUGUUGAUAAGGCUCUUCAUCAAUGAUGCU
Molecule: messenger RNA, 5421 nt
Organism: Closterium sp. NIES-67
Lineage: Eukaryota; Viridiplantae; Streptophyta; Zygnematophyceae; Desmidiales; Closteriaceae
Source: the annotation of a GenBank genome assembly